This is a messenger RNA of Nicotiana tabacum (common tobacco), 1621 nucleotides long. RefSeq names its product protein S-acyltransferase 11. Gene Ontology annotation, molecular function: palmitoyltransferase activity. Lineage: Eukaryota; Viridiplantae; Streptophyta; Magnoliopsida; Solanales; Solanaceae. The record is from RefSeq and is a predicted model, not a curated record.
GAAAAGCAAUUCCAGAAAUUAGAACAAGAAAUUAUUAUGUUGUUAUACAUUUCGGUAGGACUUGAACAAACGGUCAGAACAGAGCGGUUGACGCCGUGAAAGGUGGUCGGAAGCAUGGAUUUUGCGGACUCCGCCACCACGUCAAUGACGGCGAUCAGGUCCCGCUCCUCCCCCUCCGAUGACGUCGUAUCUCCGGAGGAGCAUAAUGUGACAUCUGUAAGUGAGGAUCAUGAGACGACGUGUUGGGGCUGUGGGCUCCGUGUACUUGUUUCACCGCAUGUACCUGCUUUCAAGUGUUUCUGGUGUGGAGCUAUAACCAACCAGAAUGCAAUUAAACAUGAGAACCAGAACUUCAGGUGGAGACGAUUGCGAGACCGGUGUUUCGUUAGCAUCCUCAUUGUCUUCAUGCUAAUUGUAAUAUGUGGCGGUAUUUGGGCCAUUUAUCCAGUAGUAUUUUCUGCUGGUUACAUCUACGGUGGUGUUCACAUUUUGAUUGCUAUAAUAUUGUCCAUAUCUACCCUGUCUACAUUUAGCCUUUCUGCAUUUCGAUCUGCUGGUGCUCCACCAAACAUACUGUGGGGUAGCUAUCCGGCCGUGACAAAAGGAGCACUUGAGAAUUAUAGAUAUUGUGAAUACUGUUCAAAGCCAAAGUCACCCAGGGCACAUCAUUGUCGUUCUUGUGGAAUGUGCGUAUUGGACAUGGAUCAUCAUUGUCCAUUUAUUGGAAACUGUGUUGGUGCAGCAAACCAUCGGCACUUUGUCAUGUUCCUCAUUUCAGCAAUCAUUAGCAUGGUUUACGCAUCCAUCAUGUCUGCCUAUGCAGCUUAUCAUGUUUGGCCACCACUAAACAGCUGGCAAGUCCGACUUCUGAAUGGGGCUGUUGGUCAAAAGUUGCUUUUGAAAAUGUUAAGAGAAAUUUUUCUUGCAUUUGGCAGUUCUAUGUUGUUUCUACCAGCGAGAGGACUUGUUCUCGUGUACCUCUUUAUUGCUAGUGUCUCUAUCGAGAUAGGUUUAAGCGUGCUUUUAUGGCAGCAACUCUGUUUCAUAUAUGAAGGCAAGACCUACUUGAGUCACAUAAGUGCAUCCGGAGGUGACAGUACUGCAGUAAAAGAUUGCCAAAAUUUCAGCCGAUUCUUUGGCUGCCCUUAUUAUACUACAACGAGGUUGUUGCCGAGCUUCUUCAGUUCUAAGAAGAGACACAAAAAAUGAAGCUUCAAAGAGGUGAAUCAAUUACUCCUUGUUUGCUCUCCAUGCAUCAACAUAGAAUAUAUAGGUCUCUUUAUUGAUUUUCUUAGAGCCAUUAGUGUGCAGGAAGUUUUGAAUUCUCCCAAAUACUGAUUUAGUUUAUGGUAUCUAGUUGGGAAGUUGUCCCACUUUUAUAAGCUGAAAUUUUUCUUAGAUCAUGUGCUUAUCUAAGAAAAUACUGCGUUGGCACACUGCCUUCAGAUUGAAACAUUUCCCCCUUGGGUCUUUUUUGGCAGUGUGCAACAUAAGAAUCAGAUAACAGCUGUGUUUCAUUUUUUUCAAAGAAUGUCUUCUUUGGGUGAAUUGGGAAGGAUCUAAUUUGUUUUCGAACCUGGGACCUCUCCACCUAUCAAUCUGUUAAUUUAUUUUUUCUUAA